UUUCUUACAGUACAAAAUGGCAUUUCAGAAGGCAGUGAAAGGAACUGCUCUCAUUGGAGGAGGUGCCAUAGCAACAGUUUUUGGCCUCUCUCAAUUUUCUCAGUAUAGAAACAAACACGGUACCUUUGUGCAUGUUCAAGCUGCAGAAGCUGUGCCUGUUCCAGUCAGGAGCCAAUACCCCACAAGAGAGCAACAAAUUUCGGCACUGCGAUCCACAGAUGAGUUUGACGUCCUGAUCAUAGGAGGGGGAGCAACAGGAUGUGGCUGUGCUUUGGAUGCAGUCACUAGAGGACUAAAAACAGCCCUUCUAGAAAGAGAUGAUUUCUCAUCAGGGACCAGCAGCAGGAGUACUAAAUUGAUCCAUGGUGGAGUGAGAUAUCUUCAGAAGGCCAUCAUGAAGUUGGAUUUUGAGCAGUACAGGAUGGUGAAAGAAGCACUUGAAGAACGUGCAAAUCUGCUUGAAAUUGCUCCUCACCUCGCAGCUCCUCUGCCGAUAAUGCUGCCUGUUUACAAAUGGUGGCAGUUGCCAUACUACUGGCUUGGAAUAAAACUGUAUGACCUUGUGGCUGGAAGUCAAUGUCUGAAGAGCAGUUAUGUCCUCAGCAAGUCCAGGGCCCUGGAACUCUUUCCAAUGCUACGCAAAGAUGAGCUUGUUGGAGCUAUUGUCUACUAUGAUGGGCAGGAAUUUGAUGUCAGAGCCAAAUGUGUUAUCAAUGCUACGGGACCUUUCACAGACUCUGUGCGCAAAAUGGAUGAUCAGGAGGUGCCAAACAUCUGCCAGCCCAGCGCGGGGGUGCACAUCGUCAUGCCUGGCUACUACAGCCCUGGGAAUAUGGGGCUGCUUGACCCCGCCACCAGCGAUGGCAGAGUGAUUUUCUUCCUGCCAUGGCAGAAGAUGACGAUUGCAGGAACCACAGACAGCCCCACUGAUGUCACCUCCCACCCCAUACCCACAGAGGAAGACAUAAACUUCAUUCUGAACGAAGUGCGCAACUACCUGAGCGCUGAUGUUGAAGACCCCAACUCCAAGGACACGCAGUCGAUAUCCCGGAACCACGUCGUUAACAUCAGCGACAGUGGCCUGGUGACCAUAGCAGGUGGGAAGUGGACAACCUACCGUGCCAUGGCUCAGGAUGCUGUUGAUGCAGCUAUCCAGGCACAUGGUCUGAAGGCAGGUUCCAGUAAGACCAUCGGGCUGCCGCUGGAAGGGGCUGAGCACUGGAGUCCCACUCUCUACAUUAGGUUGGUCCAAGACUAUGGACUUGAAAGUGAGGUGGCUCAGCAUCUAGCUUCAACGUAUGGGGACAAGGCUUUUGAGGUGGCCAAAAUAGCCCAAGUGACAGGGAGGAGAUGGCCUGUUGCUGGAAAACGUCUCGUGUCUGAAUUUCCCUAUAUUGAGGCUGAGGUGGUCUAUGCCGUGAAGGAAUACGCCCGCACCGCCGUGGACGUGAUCUCCCGCCGCACGCGCCUGGCCUUCCUCAACGUGCAGGCUGCAGAGGAGGCCCUGCCACGGGUCGUGGACAUCAUGGGGAAGCAACUUGGCUGGAGCGAGCAGAAAAAGAAGGAAGAACUUGAAACUGCUAAAAAAUUUCUCUAUUUUGAAAUGGGCUACAAAGUAAAAUCAGAUCAAUUAAUAGACCACUCUGAAAUCAGCCUAGGGCCCUCAGAUAUUGAGAGGUACAAGAAGAGAUUCCGCAUGUUUGACAAGGACAAGAAAGGGUUCAUUACCAUCCUGGAUGUGCAGCACGUCUUGGAGAGCAUCAGCAUGCAGAUUGCUGAGAACACACUUCAUGAUAUUCUCAGUGAAGUGGAUCUGAACAAAAAUGGGCAGGUUGAGCUCGAUGAGUUUUUGCAGCUGAUGAGUGCCAUCCACAAGGGGUACAUCUCGGAAAGCCGGCUGGCUGUGCUCAUGAAGACUGCCGAGGAGAACCUGUGCCAGAGGGGGGUGAUCCCAGUGGACCGGAGCGGUGGUGGGGUGUGA
This is a messenger RNA of Chaetura pelagica (chimney swift), 1981 nucleotides long. RefSeq names its product glycerol-3-phosphate dehydrogenase 2 (mitochondrial) (gene GPD2). The transcript has 15 exons. Gene Ontology annotation, molecular function: calcium ion binding; glycerol-3-phosphate dehydrogenase (quinone) activity. The record is from RefSeq and is a predicted model, not a curated record. Gene Ontology annotation, cellular component: glycerol-3-phosphate dehydrogenase (FAD) complex; mitochondrion. Lineage: Eukaryota; Metazoa; Chordata; Aves; Apodiformes; Apodidae. Bases 17 to 1981 code for a protein of 654 amino acids. Gene Ontology annotation, biological process: glycerol-3-phosphate metabolic process.